UAUUAUCUUAUAUAAAAGCUCUUAUAUAAAAAUUAUUAUUAUUCUAGAAUAGUCUUUUUCGUAACUUUUCCCCUCUCUCUUUUUUCUUCGAUACAAAAACUCAUCUGGAUGAAAUUUGAUAACAUUCCAUUCUUUUAAACAAACGUUUUUUACCCGAGUUGUUAAAAUUUAUAUAUCACACAUUUGUAUCGCUCGUUAUUCAAUGCUUUUAACCUGAAUGAAACUCGUAUCCCGGAAAAGGCUGCCUAUUCAAACUGCUCACUCACUUUAAUACCAUUAGCUUCUUCGUUAACUGCGCUAUGAAUUCGAUGCUCAUCGUCUUGCUUCUUCUUCAUUUUGCCAUUUAUGGAUCAUUUAAGAAAUAUGAGGAGAAAGAAGAUAUUCGUUUUCUAUUAUAUACUAGGAAAAACCCUAUGGCUCAUAUUCUCGUUGUCGGGAAUAAUGAAACAUUAAUUACUUCAAACUUUGAUCCCAUUCAUGCAACUAUUUUUCUGGUUCACGGCUAUAUGACUAACGUAGAAUGGUCGCCGCAAUGGAGAGAAAUGAGAAAAGAGCUGCUAAAUCGUGACAAUUUUAAUGUCAUUGUUGUUGAUUGGUUAACACUAAGUUCAGUUUCUUAUGAAAAAGCAGCAUCAAAUGCAGAAACUGUGGGAAAAGAAGUAGCAAAUUUAAUUAAAUUUCUUAAGAAUUCUGUAAGGACCAAUCCUGUAGAUGUCCACAUAAUAGGUCAUGGUAUAGGAGCACAUAUUGCUGGUUUUGCAGGAAAAAAAAUAAAAGUCGGGCGAAUAACAGGAUUAGAUCCUGCUGUUGCAUAUUUUAAAAAUGUUCCUUCAAAUCUUCGCCUUGAUAAAUCGGAUGCAUAUUUUGUAGAUGUUAUUCAUACUGACAUUGAGAAUGCAGGAAGUUCUGGAUUAGGAACUUCUGAAAUCAUUGGUCAUGUAGAUUUCUUCCCAAAUAACGGAAAUGAUCAGCCCAAUUGCAGAUUGCAAUCAUCAGAUUUAAUAAAAGGAGCUUCGUAUAAUUACGACUGUGACCAUAAUCAAGCUCUAACUUUCUUCAUUAAUUCUAUAAACAAAUGUAAUUAUGUUGGCAUCAAAUGUCCGGACUGGAUCUAUUUUUUAUCAGAAAAGUGUUUAGACUGUGGACCAAGCAGUGCAAACUGUGCUUUAAUGGGUUUCAACUUGGAUCACAGACAAAUUAAUUUCGCUGCAAGAAGAAAUGUUUUCUUUUUGAAAACAUCUAUGUAUUCACCAUUUUGCGGAAUUUGACGACAAAAUAAUUUUCUAAAGGAAAAAACAUCAUGCUUGAAUGCUGUGAAAGAACUGUAUAAUUUGUGAAUUUGUUUGUGUGAUUUUAACAAUAAAUAGAUAUAAUAUAAC
Molecule: messenger RNA, 1379 nt
Organism: Centruroides sculpturatus (bark scorpion)
Lineage: Eukaryota; Metazoa; Arthropoda; Arachnida; Scorpiones; Buthidae
Product: pancreatic lipase-related protein 2-like
Exons: 8
Coding region: 300-1268 (322 amino acids)
Biological process (GO): lipid metabolic process
Molecular function (GO): lipase activity
Source: RefSeq, a predicted model, not a curated record